UGAUCGCUAGCCGAGCGUCAGUAGAAAGACAACCUCCGUAGUGGUAACAUCGUCUUUCGGGAACGCUUACACACGGUUUCAUCUACUACUCGUUUUCCGAACUUGAACUCAUCAACAUCUUUUAACCCCUACCCUAAUCUACUACCGUAGUUCCUCAGAGUGUGCCUACUAGCUACCCCAGUGUGUUUUAUUUUCGUGUUGUGAAGUUGUUGUUUUCACACCGAUGGAUACCUACAAAUUAUUGUGAUCAAGUAUUUUUGAUUUGUGGUUGUGGCCCGGUUAUGACAACGUUGGGCGAAAUAUUUCUGCACAGUUUUGGAUCAGACAGCGAUCACAGAUGCAAUGUUAUCAGGCUGGGGCACUCGGCCUCCGUGUCAGCAGUAUGUGAUGGUUGACGGCGAGCAGCGAUGCAAUCGCCACCCCCCACCGCCCCCUCGCCACCCGCACUAGACCUGCAGCCGCCCACAACCAGCAUGAGUCCUGAGGAGGAGACGUCGGCCUCGCCGCCCGCGGGCCUGGUGGCAGGCGGCAGUCACCGCGAGGAGGCCAGGAUAUCCUCGCCGCCGUCAGGGAGCAAGUUCGUGCACGACAAGGAGGAUGACCAUCGAGGAUCAACGAGGAACAUCGACGAGGAUGAUCGGCUCACCACCACCAAAGAAGAGGACAACUCGUGGACCAACUCUGACGUCGAGAAGUUCGACGGCAAGAUCGUCUACAACCCGGACGGAUCGGCCUACAUCAUAGAAGACAGCGAGAUGUCCGAGGAUGACGCCGUCGAGAUCCCGCAACUGAUCCGCGACGGCUGCAUAGUCGACGGUCCCGGCGUCAGUUUGUCGCAGUUCCAGGUGUUCCCCCAGAUCGCUAACGCGUUCUAUGUGUCCAGAAACAACGUCUACAAUGCGUUAUAUGGUGGAGCAACUGGCGGACAAUCUUCUCACGCCUACUCAAUGCACGACAAAAAAAUAGUUCCUGAAGUGCCCAUAAUGCACAGCUACAGGGUGUACACUGUACGUGAUAAUAAGACUGGCGAGGUGGGUAAAAUGAGUGCAGGGUUGGAGGAAUCCGACAAGAAACCACAGAGCAAAGACUGUUCAUCGGUGCCCGUGAAGCCCAUCCUCAUGUGUUUCAUCUGUAAGCUGUCAUUCGGGUAUGCUAAAUCAUUUGUGGCUCACGCCAUGGGUGACCACAACGUAGUUUUACAGGAUGAUGAGCGGGAUAUCCUGGGCCACAAGAACUGCAGCGCCAUCAUCCAGUGUGUGGGCAAACAGAAGGAGCCAUUGGUUUCGUUCCUGGAACCACUCUCGCCUCCCGUAGUGAGCCUGAAAGCGCCGCAGUCGCCCGCACGCGCGUCGCCUGUCGAUGACAUCACCAACACACCCUCAAGGGGGACAACCUCGCCUCUGCAACAGUCCUCUGUCCAGAAUAAUCAACAUGUUCCUGAGACUUCGGUCUCCCUACCCGAACACUCGGGUAGUUCUAGUAAUAAUGAUAAUGUUAAUAAUCUUAGUAGUGUUAGUAGUAGUAGGAUGUCGUCAAUGAACAACUGUGUGAUGGACCUGACAAGAAAAAGUCCAGCAUCGCAAGGGGGCCGCAGCAGUGUAUCCCCCUCCCCAGGGGCCAGUCCGUCCCCUGGUACCACCCUCAGUCCGCUGCUGGGGGCCGGAGGGGGUCUGCCAUACCCCCAGCCACCACCCAACUUCCUCACUGGCACCACGAUAGGGGUGUGCCCUGACCACAUGGCCGGUCGUCCCAGUGGUGUCGAGUGCUCCAAGUGUGAGCUCAUCCUCAGUUCCUCCCGGUUGGGUGGCGUCGGUGGUCCACUAGCUGGCAUGCACUCACGCAACUCCUGCAAAACCCUCAAAUGUCCCAAGUGCAACUGGCACUACAAGUACCAGGAGACACUUGAGAUCCACAUGAAAGAAAAACAUCCCGAAACUGAAACCUCCUGCAUUUACUGCAUUGCAGGUCAACCACAUCCCAGACUAGCACGAGGUGAGACAUACACCUGUGGAUACAAACCAUACCGCUGUGAGGUAUGCAACUACUCCACAACAACAAAAGGCAACCUCAGCAUACACAUGCAAUCUGACAAACAUCUCAACAACAUGCAAGAACUACAAAAUGGUGGAGUCAGCAACACUGAGCUCUCCCAACAACAAUCUGCACCUUCACCACAAUCCCAACAACAUCACAAACCUGGUGGUUUGGCUAGUCCUGGACCUGGACAUCACCACCCCCAUCAUUCCAGCCCAUUGGCUGCUCAAUCUUCUCAAAAACCAAAACCCACCUUCCGUUGUGACGUCUGCAACUAUGAAACAAAUGUGGCCCGUAACUUGCGUAUCCACAUGACUAGUGAAAAACACACCCACAACAUGAUGGUACUGCAGCAAAACGUGAAACAUAUGCAGACGUUGAACGCGAUACAACAGUCCCACCAGCAACAGAUGGGUUUUGAGUCACUGCUGUUCCACCCUGGUAUGACACUACCAGGUGAGAAGCCACCUCCUCACACCGAGGCUGCUCUGGCUGAUAUGGCUUACAACCAGGCGCUGUUGAUACAAAUGAUGACAGGCGGUCAGCUACCUCCUCACAUUCCUCCCGAGCUGGCGCCUCAUAUGGACAUGGGGUUGAACCCUGACACCAUGGAACCACCCCCUGAGCCCGCUGACCCCGACCCCGAACAUCUCUUCCAAUGCUGUGUCUGCAAUGUGUUUGCUAGUGAUAAUCUAGAAGCAUUGUCUCACCAUCUUGCAGCUGAUCGCACGAAAAUCAGGGAACAAGAGAUUUUGGCUGUGGUCGCAGGUCACUACGUUUGUAAACUCUGCACGUAUAAGACGAACUUGAAGGCUAACUUUCAACUGCACUGCAAGACUGACAAACAUCUACAACGACUGCAGCAUGUGAACCAUGUCAAGGAAGGUGGACCCAGGAAUGAGUGGAAACUGAAAUACGUUUCCUCUCCCGGAGGAGUGCAGGUUAGGUGUCAUGCUUGUGACUACUAUACCAACAGCGCUCACAAACUACAACUCCACACAGCAGGACAACGUCAUGAGGCUUCUGCUCUGCUCUUUAGACACCUCAGAGACCAGGAUAGGAGUUCGAACUCGGCAAGGAUCUAUCACUGUGCUCUAUGUGGGUUCAGUUCGAGAAAUAAGCUGCCACUGCUGCAGCAUGUGAGAUCUAUGAAGCACCUGCAGAUGGAGCAGAUUCAUCAGCUGCAGCGGCGAACUGAGGGCAAGGAUGUGCAGACUGACAUUGGAGAGGUGUUCCAGAUCCUAACGCCGCCGCCCGAAACACCUGAGCCUGAGAGUACAGAAAACUGUGAUCUAACACGUGAUAGCGACAGUAAACCAGAUCUGAAAGAGCUCUCCUCACCGAGCAACCAGUGCGAGUCCCAAGCGCGUCACAGUCAAGACUCAGUCGACAAGAGUCCAAAACCGUCGUCCAAAGAGUCAUCCUCGGCAAGUCACCUCUGUCCCUACUGCAACUACACCAGCAGCUCCGAGCUGCAGAUCCAAGCUCACGUUCUCGCCCAGCAUUCGCAGUCGGACCGACCUCGUUCGUCUCCGUCACCCGCCAAGGAAACCUUUCUGUGUCCUCUCUGCCAGGACGGCUUCAAGGAUAAACCACAACUGGAGAGACAUGUCAUGCAGAUUCACAGCGUCAACUCUGAAGGCUUGCAACGGCUUCUGCUAUUGGUUGACCAAUCACAUUGGUUGAACACGGUCUCCCGCCAGAACACAACCUCCAACCAAAACCUCUCACCCUCCUCUUCAUCCAGUAAGGACCAGGAGCAGAAACAGAACACCUCGGACUCCAGUAUGAAGAUGGACGAGGACAAAGAUGAGGUGCAUAAUUUGUCAUCAUCUGAAGAGCUACCUGAAGACGAGAACCGUUGUCAAACUUGUUCCAAGUCUUUCAGAAACAUCGAUGAGCUAUGUGCCCAUCAAAACGAAACAGGACACCUGGAACUAAAACAAACCCCCAGUGGACCCGGUUAUCUGUGUUGGAAAAAGGGCUGCAAUCAGUAUUUCCAAAGUGCACACAGUCUCCAGAUGCAUUUCAGAGAGAUCCAUUCCCGUGGAGGAGGAGGUGGUGCUUCCAAUAUGGCGGUGUCUGAGAAACAUGUCUACAAGUACCGGUGUAACCAGUGUAGUUUGGCAUUCAAAACCAUGGAGAAACUCCAGAUGCACUCCCAGUACCAUCUUAUCAGAGAUGCAACAAAAUGUGUGCUGUGUGGGAGGAACUUUAGAUCAAUGAUUUCUCUCAACAAACAUGUAGAAAUGUUUCAUGCUGAUAUGAACGAGGAGGAGAUGAUGGCAUACAAGCAAAGCUUGAUGAACAACCCGCUGCUUUUGGCUGGACUGAGUGGGCAGAUUCUGGAUCCCUCUUUCAAUGAGCUGCUCAAGAAAGAAACGAUGAAAGCUGAUGAUGAUGUCAUGGAAGUUGAUGAUAGUCCCGGAAAAGAUGGACAAGAUGAUGGUUCGACUCCAGCUGGAGAUGGGGACAACAGUGAUGAUUCGAUUGUGUAUAAGGAUCAGCAGUUUCUGGAGGACUACUUGAACAGUCAGGCAAUUGCAGAGGACAGCUACAAUGACCCCCACCGUAAAUACAAGUGUCACCGGUGUAAGGUUGCAUUUACAAGACAGAGCUAUCUAACAAGUCAUAACAAGACAUUGCUCCAUAGAAAGGGUGAAAAACUGAGCUACCCAAUGGAGAAGUAUCUAGACCCCAACAGACCUUACAAGUGUGAUGUAUGCAAGGAAUCGUUCACCCAGAAAAAUAUCCUAUUGGUGCAUUAUAACUCAGUGAGUCAUCUACAUAAAUUGAAGAGAGCAAUGCAGGAGCAACAGCAGAACAACAACAAUAACACCCCAGUUUCUCCACAGACGGCAGCAUCUGUAGCUGCAGCGGCUGCAUUGGUAGCUGGUUUGGGUGUUGCUCCAUCAUCAGCUGCAACAUUGAACUCCAAAAUGAUGUCAUCAUCCUCAACUUCAGAGGAAGAUGAUAAGAAGCCAUACAAGUGUAAUAUAUGUAAGGUGGCUUACAGUCAGGGAUCCACUCUGGACAUCCAUAUGAGAUCAGUUUUGCAUCAAACCAGAGCAUCCAAAAUUCAAGAUUUGGCACUUUCUGGUCAGAUAGAUUUGAGUAAGCCGUUGAUAGAGCAACCGGAGCCUCAAAAGGUGCAAGAUCAGCAUAAAAAGUCAAUACAAGACAUCCUUGGGUCUCCAAAACAUCUGAGCUCUCCAUCAGGGAGUUCAAUUUCAACUCAGGUGCCGUCUCUCAGCCAGGGUUCAUCCCCAGGGACACCAAUCACUUCUGGCACAUCCUCAACACCGAAUUUGUCUACAGUUCCUACUAGCUUAGUGAUGUCUAGUGCUGCCAGCAGCACGACCUCAACAACAUCUGUGAUACCUUCUCCAUCUCAACAUGGCAAUGUGAUUUCAUGCCAGAGGUGCAGUGCACUGUUCAUGACUCAGGAACAGCUGACCACUCAUCAGCAACUCUACUGCCUUUUCGGGAGUCCCAUGUCACUCUUCCCACCACUGCCCACAACAGCAUCCCAGAAUACAAUGACUCAGUCACUAGCCUCACCACACGCAGGCAAUAACAACAGUCCAUCUCCAAUACCACUGACUCCCAAUGAUGACGCCUUCUCUAGAAUGGCACUUCCCACCAAGAAAUCGUCCCAGAUGUACAAACACCUUCUAGAAAGCUUUGGGUUCGAUUUGGUGAUGCAGUUCAAUGAAAACCACCAACGUCGCCAGAGGAAAGAACGUGAGGAGAAUGAAAAACUCAUGUCAGAAAUCACAUCCACCACAACAACAAUUGAAGAACAGCAACAGCAUCAACAACAGCAGCCACAACCGAUCCCCAUUCCCAUGGAGGAAGCUCCUGUGGAACCUGAGCCUGUAGAAAUGAAAAUGGAGGAAGAACCCAUUGAAGCUGACCUUCCAGAAGUUUCCAAAUCAACCUGUCAACACUGCAACAAAGAAUUCUCGAGUGUCUGGGUGUUGAAGGCACACUGUGAAGAAGUCCAUCGUGAUCUAGUCCCAUUAGAUUUCCUUGAAAAGUAUGCCCAGAAAUUCAAGAAUGAGUAUGAAAAGAAAUCAGUUCCUACAACAACCGCUUCCAACUCGACUAGUACAGUCUCCACAUCAACUACAACUACCACAAACAGUAGCAGUAAUAUUUCAUCUACUACUAGUACAACAACAACUAGUAGUGCUACUAGUUCCAGUGCAGAAGUAACUCCUGAGAAGGAAGUGGAAGUGGAUAGUAAGGAGAUAAUUCAAGCUAAGUUGGGAAUGAUACAAGAUGUGCAACCUAGUAAACCUAGUGCUACUUCAACACCACAGCAGGCUCCACAACAAGCAUUGCAACUCACACCAACAGAGAAUUUGACACGUGCGAGUACACCUACAGCUUCUUCAACUCCAGCUUCCAGUACGGAUUCAAUUCCAAUGACCAACCCCAUGUCUGCAGGGGUUUCAGGGAACAACAGCAACCCCAACAUCCCCAUGUCCCUGGCACAGCAGAUGAACGAAAUGCAGGCUGCGCUGAACGUGAUGGCCGCUUCCCAGCUACAACAGCAACUGCAGUUUAACCCCAUGAUGAUGGGCAUGGCAGGUUUAGGCAUGGGGCUCCCUCUGGGUCUGAACAUGCCAGCUAUUGCCGCCAUGAACCUGCAGCCGCCUCUGGUGCCCAUGAUGAUGCCUCCGCCUCCAUUCGACCCCAUGGUUGGCCUGGGUCAAGGUCAGAAUCCGCUCUUUGGUCAGCAACAGGACACCGCCUCCCUUCUAGCCAAGCAACAGCAGCAUCUGCUGCAGCAACAGCAAGCGGUGAAUGCUUCCCAGCAGAAACGGGCUAGAACACGGAUCACGGACGAUCAACUGAAGAUACUAAGGGCUCACUUUGACAUCAAUAACUCGCCAUCUGAAGAACAAAUCCACGACAUGGCUGGACAAAGUGGCCUUCCACCGAAAGUUAUCAAACACUGGUUUAGGAACACACUGUUCAAGGAACGACAAAGAAACAAGGAUUCUCCAUACAACUUCAACAAUCCACCUUCAACAACUUUGAACUUGGAGGAGUAUGAGAAGACUGGAGAAGCAAAAGUUAUGCCACUGAAUGUGGAUGAUUUGCAGAGCCCCAGUACACCUAGUACGAAGGAGCCACCAACUAGCACAACUCCUGUGAGUGCUGCAGUGACACAGUCUGUGAAGAAACCGCCACCUCCCCAAUCUCCACAAUCGACAAUCUCUUCUCAAAUUCAACAAUCUCCUCAGUCUUCCCCGACACCUCAGAAACAAUCGCAGUUGUUGGGUAUGUCAACACCUUCCUCAGCAUCAUCGUCUCAGAAUCAGAUGCAACAACAACAGAUGAACUUGUCUAUGCCAUUUCCUCAUCCCCCGGAGCAAAUAAAGACUGAGCCGAGAGACAUUACUCUUCAGUCACAUCUAGUCGAACAAGAACAACAGCAAAAGUUCAAUAGUCUUAUGCUUGAGACUGAAAGCCGAUUGAAACGUGAGAUCACGGACGAGAAACCGAGUUUCUAUCAACAUGGUCAGCUACACUCACCACCCAGCCCCAGUCUAAGUGACCGUAUGAACCCUUCACGUAAUGCAUCACCUGAGAAUCUCACUUUAUCUUCAAUAAUCAACUCGCAACUGGGACCUGAUGGUAUGCCAACCAACUCUGGUCUCAACAUACCUUCCUCACAUUCCAACAUGUUGCCUCCCAAGUUGACUGCAACAAGUUUUGCAACACCACCCACACAAGUUGCAACAUCUUCAGCUGGUGGUUUGUGUUUGACACCCACUUCAAGAAGCAUCAGUCCUGGAAGGUCUAAUUCAUCAGAUUGCUUCACACAUGCACUUCUGGCUGGAGCUGGAGGCAACAGUAAUGGCAGUAACUCAUCUGGAGGAUCAUCAGGGAAACGAGCAAACCGAACACGGUUCACUGACUAUCAAAUCAAAGUGCUGCAGGAGUUUUUCGAAAACAAUGCCUACCCAAAAGAUGAUGAUUUGGAGUACUUGUCAAAGCUGCUCAGCUUGAGUCCUAGAGUGAUUGUGGUUUGGUUUCAAAAUGCACGUCAGAAGGCAAGGAAGGUGUAUGAAAACCAACCUCCAGUGGAACCAGCUCCUGGCAUUGAUGAAACGGGUGCUAACAGAUUUCAACGUACACCAGGUCUGAAUUAUCAGUGUAAGAAGUGUUUGCUGGUGUUCCAGAGAUACUAUGAACUGAUACGUCAUCAGAAGACACAUUGUUUCAAGGAGGAGGAUGCUAAGAGAUCUGCUCAAGCACAAGCAGCUGCUGCACAAAUUGCUGCUGUCUUGUCUUCUGAAGAUUCAAAUUCCAGUACUAUAAUUGAGCAGAAUCAGCAAUCUAGUAUGACUGGUGCUACACCUACAAGCAACCCCUCUACUCCUGCUGCCCCUGUAACACCCACUCCUUCUCAAUCAAUGUAUCCUCCCUCCCCUGUCCCACCUAGUACUCCCACUCCUGAUCCCAAAGAGAACUCGUUCCAAUGUGACAACUGCAACCUUGUCUUCCCCAGGUUCGAUCUGUGGAGGGAACAUCAACUAGUCCACAUCAUGAAUCCCAACCUGUUCCCUUCCUACCCACCAGACAGUCCAUUUGGCAUCCUGCAACAACAUGCUCAGAUGCAACAACAAGCACAACAACAGCAACAGCAGCAGCAGCAACAACAACAAGCUCAACAACAACAGAAUAUGAGUUUGGCAUUGUCUGACCUCAAUAUGACCCCCCAAACCGCUCAACAGCAUCCAUUGAUAUCAAUGUUGACAGCAAACAAGAGGAAAUUCGAGGAGUUUGAAGAGAUGUGUGAACGGGAAGGUGAACAACCUAAAGACAAGAGACUUCGUACAACUAUCCUCCCAGAACAACUGGACUACCUGUAUCAAAAGUAUCAAGUCGAAAGUAAUCCAUCCAGAAAGAUGUUGGAGAAUAUAGCAAGGGAAGUUGGAUUGAAGAAGCGUGUGGUGCAAGUCUGGUUCCAGAAUACUAGGGCUAGAGAGAGGAAGGGACAGUUUCGAGCUCAUUCUCAAGUCAUCAACAAACGGUGCCCAUUUUGUCCAGCUUUAUUCAAGGUCAAGUCAGCACUGGAAAGUCAUCUAGCCACAAAGCAUGGAGACCAUUGUGGACGUGGAGAGAUCAACAUUGAUUCACUGCCUGAUGAGGAUGUGAGUUCGGAGUCCACCCCAACCUAUGCUUCAUCUCAGGGUGGUGACUCGAAAGUGUCAGCUGCCAGCCUGGAGGCAAACCGACAAAACAUGAACAUCAUGCCACCAAUAUUCCCACCUUUCAACUCAGAAAUGGAAAACAACUUGAAAAAAUACUAUGAAGAGUCAAUGAGAAAGUACAUCAGUGGACUGCAAAACCAGCAUGCUUCACAAAAUGGAGGAAAAGAUGUGUCAGACUUAAGGUUGAAGGGGGAAGGAGGUAGUGGUCAACCGGGGGAAGGAGGGGGCACAGGAGGGGACAGCCCCCUAGAUCUCAGUCGCCCCAUGAAGUUGACCCUCGAUCAAGAAGUGCGGUCAUAUCUGGCUGACCCUGGUCCCUUGACUGAUCUCAGUGAAAGGAGUUUGUGUGAUGAUGACAACCUCUCACUUUCUCUCUCCAUCUCCUGGUCUGAGAGCACAGAAAACCUGGAUGGUGACGAAAGUAACCCGGCUUCCCCUGCUUCGAGCCCCUCGGGUGGUCAACGUCCUAGUGCCCACAAGAGAUACAGGACACAGAUGAGUAGUUUACAGGUGAAAGUUAUGAAAUCGUUGUUCAACGACUAUAAGACCCCCACAAUGACUGAGUGUGAGAUGUUGGGCAAGGAGAUAGGACUACCUAAAAGGGUUGUUCAAGUGUGGUUCCAAAAUGCACGUGCAAAGGAGAAGAAGACAAAGUUGGCGUUACAUAAGGUGUUAGGUGGUGGGGAAGGUGAUUCCCAAAGAUUGCCAGAGGAGUGUAAGCUGUGUCAGUUCAAGUACUCACAUAAAUACAGUGUGCAGGAUCAUAUCUUCACCAAGUCCCACAUCGAGGUGGUGAAGGCAUACCUGGAGAGCAGGAUGUCCAAGGCGGAUCUAUCAGGAAAUGCGAGCGACGGCGAGUUCACAAUUCCCUCAGUACCUGGCGGAGCCUCUGAUGUUGUCAACAACAACAACAAUAACAACACCAGUCAGCAACAACAAUUGGCGCAAUUGCAGAUUCUCCAGCAGAUGGCGAGUUUGAAUUUGCCCGCCCAUGCAAUGGCGGCCAUGGCGGCUGCUAAACUGGACCCCAAGGAGCAGCAUCCGUCACCUGAUGAGAUGGCACUCCUACAUCAGCUCUAUGGUCUCGGACUGUCCUUCCCGCAGAGCUUCAUGCAUCCUGGAAUGCUUUCGUCGACUGGUUUUUAGACAUUUCCACCUACGUCCACACGUGCUGUAAGCUGCAAGACACUGAAUAGAACAUAGGAACGAAUUAUUGAAAUUUAGAAUUAAAUUAAUUGAACUUUAAAUUAAGGCAAUGAAAAUAAAACGCUUGUUUAAAUAGAAUAAUAUCUUAUGACGACUUCUGUAAAUUAUAUUAAUAGAUAUUACAACAACAUAGUUCUUUAUUAAUAUGUUAUGUUAUAAAUAUAUAUGUCUUCUAUCUGACGGACCAUGACUUUUACAUAUGAACUUUUAAUAAUACUCUUGUACCAUAAAUAUUUUUCUAUUAAUAUAAAAAUAAUAAUUAUUAUUAUUGUAUAUAGCUUUGUCCUCUCUCUCUUUAAUAAUAUUAUGUCAAGCUAGGUGUAUAAUUUGUGUUCCUUACUAUUUUUUAAUUGGUAAUUUAUGAUAUUAUUAAUAUUAUUUUAGUUUUAUUCGAAGCGGUCUUUUGAUCUAAUUUGAACAACUUGUAAAUAACAGUGUUUCAAUACUCGAACAAAAAAUUAAGAAAUGUUGAGAUUAUUUGAUAUUAGCCUUUUACGUUAGUUUGUAUAAUAUUUAUUUAAUUAUUUGUAUUGUUCGAUUGUUUAUAUUUUAAAAGAAAGAUACUGAAGUCAAUUUAGCUGCUUUGUGAUCAAUUAUUAUUAUACUAUUAUGAUAUUGUUAUUUGAAAUAUAGCAGUCCAAUAAUUAUUCUUAAGUAUUGUCAAUAAACAAUGCUUUACUUUUUAUUAAA
Messenger RNA from Nilaparvata lugens (brown planthopper), 11162 nucleotides. It is a transcript of the gene zfh2, whose product is annotated as zinc finger homeobox protein 3. Gene Ontology annotation, molecular function: DNA-binding transcription factor activity, RNA polymerase II-specific; RNA polymerase II cis-regulatory region sequence-specific DNA binding; zinc ion binding. Gene Ontology annotation, biological process: regulation of transcription by RNA polymerase II. NCBI's taxonomy places the organism in Eukaryota, Metazoa, Arthropoda, Insecta, Hemiptera, Delphacidae. The coding region runs from base 408 to 10412 and encodes 3334 amino acids. Gene Ontology annotation, cellular component: nucleus. The transcript is spliced from 5 exons. The record is from RefSeq and is a predicted model, not a curated record.